Messenger RNA from Aspergillus heteromorphus CBS 117.55, 1735 nucleotides. RefSeq names its product putative inositol 5-phosphatase. Lineage: Eukaryota; Fungi; Ascomycota; Eurotiomycetes; Eurotiales; Aspergillaceae. Gene Ontology annotation, biological process: phosphatidylinositol dephosphorylation. The record is from RefSeq and is a predicted model, not a curated record. The transcript has a single exon. Gene Ontology annotation, molecular function: phosphatidylinositol-4,5-bisphosphate 5-phosphatase activity. The coding region runs from base 247 to 1587 and encodes 446 amino acids.
UGAAUAUGCAGUGAAGACGAGGAAGAUGAGAUAGAUGUCAACGAUGAUCUCAUCGGGGGGCGGAUCCACUGAUCGGCCGCCGUGCAGCUCAGCUCAGCUCAGCUCCGCUCAGUUGGCAGCCCAAGCGACCUCCCAACCCAAAGCUCCUCAACUUAACUCUCCUCCCUCCCAUCUCCCAUCUCACACCCCCAAAUCCUCAAUGCUGGUACCUCACUCAACCACCACAGCACCUUCAGAACUACCGCCAUGGAUUCGCUAACAAUCUACCUUCUCACCUUCAACUGCGCCCGCAACGUGGUUGACCUCGAUCGCUUCUCCCAGCAUUUCUUCGACGUCCUGCCCCUCGACGGCCCCAACUCCCCCGUAGCACCCCCCGACCUCGUGGUGCUCUCCCUCCAAGAAAUCGCCCCCCUCGCAUACGCCUUCCUGGGAGGCUCGUUCCUCACUCCCUACAUCGCCUCUCUGACGCAGGUGGUGGAUCGCGCGGUGGCCCAACGCUGGGAUGAUGCCCACUAUGUAAACCUUGUGACCGACCACUCCGGCAUGACGGGUCUCAUGGUGUUUGCUCGGUCGGAUAUUGCCGAAAACGUUUCGUCUGUCGACACGGCCCGGGUGGGAUUUGGGUUUCAGGAUAUGGGCAACAAAGGCGCCGUAGGGGCACGAGUCAGCUACACGGCCCCGAAAUUAGCCGGAGACCCCGUAGACCUCACUUUUGUCGCUGCACACCUCGCCCCCAUGGAGUAUGGCGCGGAACAGAGGAACGCAAACUGGCGCAGCCUGGUGGAAAGGCUGGUCUUCGGCGGAUCACCUGCGGCGGGUCGGGAAAUUGUCGAGACGGGCAGCGGGUCAGAGAAUGAGCCCCUGCUCCAGGAAUCUACGUCCGGUCCCCAGCAUGAUCACCGGGGUAUCUAUCUCCCUACAGGCUACCUUUUCCUAGCGGGCGACCUCAACUACCGCACCUCCAGUGUGUCCCCACAGAAGGAUGACCAUAGCCGAUUCCCGCGGGCGGACGUAGACCCCUCGGACCCUCGACACUUCUCGCAUCUCCUGAAACAGGAUCAGCUGUCCCGUGAAAUGGGCGAGUCUCGGUGUUUCCACGGACUCUCGGAAGCCCCAAUCACGUUUCCUCCGACUUACAAAUACGCGAUGGCAGCACGUCAGGCUGCAAGUGAUGCGACUGUGGAGGGUGCACGUUCGGAUUGGCAGUGGACGAGGACCCGGUGGCCCAGCUGGUGUGACCGUGUGUUAUAUCUGAAUGCCCCACUCGGUGUGGACAAUCCAGGACUGGUCAGACCGCUGCGGUAUGAUGCACUGCCGCUAUUUCCAACCUCCGACCACCGCGCCGUCGCGCUGUUGGUGUCGGUGCCCGCACAGGCGAGGCAGUUAGAGGAUGCGACGCCGCCGGUGGCCCCCUUUCCGAUCGAUCCAGAAUGGGAGAGUAAACGAGAGGAUGCGCGAAGGAAGGAGCUCGUGGUGGGCUGUUUGGCGUAUCUGGGCUGGACCUGGGAGGGGAACAUCCUGUUGGUCGCAUCAACGGUGGGAAUUUGGGUGGCAUGGCUCGUGCUUCGAUCGCUGUUUAACAUCUGAAGAUGCGGUUGCAGACUUGCAGGGCGCUGCGAGUGCGAACUCCAUAUGAAACUGCCCCAUGUCGAUCACCCCGAUCUCCGGCCUAACAGUAAAGCCGGCAUGAACGAUGAUUGUCCCGGCCGACCCCCCCAGCGCUCGAGUUUCACGC